AUGAAGACCGCAGCAGGACUUGUCUUCGCCCUCGCUGGCAUUGCCAGCGCGGCGCCUCGACCUACUGAAUCCACCUGCCUCGACGAGUCCCUCUGCAUUGACGGCAUGAGCGAGUGCGGCGUGGCCUGGGGCGGGUGCUACAACCCGUGCUCCCAGCCAGCUCCUACUCCGGCGCCGUGCCCCGCCACGUCCUCUGACAAGUCGACGAUAACGGCUGCUCCGACGCCAACGGCUUCCCCUGAGGAUGACUGCCACACCCGGACCGUCUGUGUUGAUGCCAUCAACUCAUGCGGCAUCCGCUAUGGCGGCUGCAUCCCGGACUGCAAGCCCUGGGCACUCAGCGUUCCUCCCUGCCCGAGCUCAACGACAAAGAGUGUCUCUGUCGAUGGGUACAUGACUGCGUGGAAGCGCGAAGAUGGCAAAAUGACCGCCUGGAAGAGCGACGACGGCAAGAUGACCGCUUGGAAGAGCGACGAUGGCAAGAUGACCGCCUGGAAGCGAGACGAGCAAAACAUGACGCCAGCUUACAAGUCCGGCUUCAUGACUGCCUGGAGGCGCGAUGAGGGUAGAAUGACCGCCUGGAAGGACGAUGACGGCAAGAUGACUGCCUGGAAGUCCGACGAUGGCAAGAUGACCGCUUGGAAGUCCGACGAUGGCAAGAUGACCGCUUGGAAGUCCGAUGAUGGCAAGAUGACCGCUUGGAAGGACGAUGACGGCAAGAUGACUGCUUGGAAGCGUGACGAGGGCCGCAUGACAGCCUGGAAGUCCGACGAUGGCAAGAUGACGGCCUGGAAGCGCGACGAUGGUAAGAUGACUGCUUGGAAAGACGACGACGGCAAGAUGACUGCCUGGAAGGGUGACGACGGCAAGAUGACGGCAUACACGUACAAGUCUGGCUUCAUGACUGCGUGGGCUCCUCAGCCGACUCAGUAG
Messenger RNA from Purpureocillium lilacinum, 933 nucleotides. RefSeq lists its product as uncharacterized. The record is from RefSeq and is a predicted model, not a curated record. Lineage: Eukaryota; Fungi; Ascomycota; Sordariomycetes; Hypocreales; Ophiocordycipitaceae.